CGUGGUGCCCAGCGCCAUGAGAUGUGGGUGCUGUGCUGGGCUCGCUCCGGCUCUCACCUGAACAUGGAUUUUGGCUUGGGCAGGGCACAACUGAGGUGUCGGGAGGGUGCUGAGCGCAGCCAGGGCUGCGGGGAGCUGGGGACAGCAAAAAGAGUUGACGCAACCUCGAAGCGCAUCGGGAAGGGGUGCUGGAGGCAGGUCUGUGGGACGCCGGGGGAGCAGCACCCUGUGUAGGCUUGGCCGCCUUGCUGAGGCUGGAAAUGAGUGAGGGGAAAUCUCUGCUCGACCGCACGGGGCCUCUCAGCCCCAGCACACGCUGAAGGCGAGGUGGUUUGUGGCAGCAGGCUCUGCUGGCACGGUGUCUGCGCAAGGACAGCUCACCAACAGCCCCUGCUCCCUCUGCUGCCUUCCCUGCCUGAUGGGGAUCUCCGGGCUGGGUUCUGCUCCUGCCAGCGCUUUGAGGGAUCGUAUCCUGCCCACCACAUCUGAAUUCCUGAUUACUUGCUAAUUGCUUGACACACUCUACUUGCAAUGCAAGAGACAGGCUCACGUCAUCCUCUGUGGUUUGCCAGGGGAGAGUGUGAACCUCUUUUUGACUCGCCUUGAAAUAGAUGAAAAAGAAUAGAGCUUGAUAUGAUUAAUGUGAAAACUUCAGCUCGGUUUCCUGCCUGGGUGUCUUGGCAUUACCAUGCCUUGUUUUCCAAGGGCUGGGUGUGCAUGGCUGGCGGUGGCGCGCCCGUCUGCGGGGUCCCCGGGAGCCUCUUCUGCCCGUAAUCCCCCGCCGCCGGAGACAUUUCGGGUUUGUGCAGCAGGCCGGCGAGUCAUGGAAGGAUUCAGGUGGUUGCCUCGAGGCACUGCUGAGAUAAUACCUCAAGGGCUCCUAUUCAAACCCACUGGGGCCUUUACAUUUGCAUGGUGGAAAUCUAUUCAGAAGCCCCGGGAGCCGAGAGGAACCCGCUCCAGCUGCGGGCAGGCGGUCACCCGUGCACAGGGGAUCAGGGGAGCGGCACGGCUUAAACACAGCCCUGCAAAGCACGAGGGCGGUGAAGGGAAAGGUGGUUUUAGGUCUGAGCCUCGGUGCUGCAGGCAGCAGUGGCCGGGGUUGUUCUGCCCAUGCCCUGUUGUCCCCUUGGUGCUGCAGCUCACAGAGGCAUGAAGAGGGCUCGGGGAGGCAUUGGCCUUGCUGCCUGGCUCACCAGCUCUUGCCUCCUGCAUGACCUGCUCCAGGCCGGGUCCUGCUUGGGCUGAGUGGUGCUGAGCCAACCUAGAUGGCCACAGCGUGGGGAGGAGUGUGAGGAGCGUCUGCGUCACGUCGCGCUGCUCAGCCCGUGAUGUCCCAAAGCGUUCCCAUCACCGCAUCCAUCGCAGAAAUGUGGGUGACUUCGGGGUGAAACGCGGCCCCAGGGAGGAGGAAGGAGGGAUGCUGAAUGCGUCUGAACGGGCAGGAUGGAUUAAAGUAGGUUGGUUGUGUUUUCCUGAGCUCUUCUGCAGGGUGUCGUGGUCGCCCUAGAGAGAAGGGAGCCGGACUUGUGCCAAGCAGGAGGCUCGGGCAUCCGAUUCCUCUUUUUGAAGGACUUUUGCCUGCCCCAGGUUGUUGGGAACCCAAUCGCCACAGCCUGCCCCAAAAAAGCAUCAUUUUGCUGUCUCCGAUUUCAGGCCUGCUGCAGGCAGGGGCCGCCAGACUUGUGCACUCAGGCAGAGGCACAGCACCUGAUGCACGGCGCUGGCAGGAGGGCGGAGGUGAGGCUCAGCAGGCAGGUUCGCGGCGUGCCCACGGCCGCCACGUCGCAGUGCCCCUGGUGUGGCUUUGGGGGCCGGAGUGCCACCGGGGUGCACACCCCAUUGCUCUGACACAAGGCAGCCAGCUCCUCUUGGAAAGCCAAGCAAUCCCCCGGGCACAGCCACCUGCCUCACCUCCCGCACCUCGCUCCCUCCCCGCAGCCACUGAACCUGGGGACGUCCCCGUCCCCACCGCGGUGUCCCAGCCGCUCGCUGCGUUGUCCCGGGCACGUCGUGUAAAUCCUUUAACCUGGCUUUUCCCCAUGCCGAAUGGGGAUAAAACCAGCGGGCUCGAUCUCUGGGGGCAUGAAUUACUGUUUCUGAGAGCCGCUGGGUAAGAGGUGCUAGGCAAAGCGCAGAGCAGAUUAAUCUGCAGCGUCUUUGCGUCGCGGCGUUGGCGCUAAUCACCAGUGUGAAAGCGCCCGGGGAGGCCGGGAGCACGCGGGCAGCACGGUGUGGAGGCAGCAGCCUCAGCCGGGGCUCCUCGCCUGCCUCCCCAGUGCUGCCCGUGCUGGGCUCCAUGAAUCAGCAUUUCUGCAGCCCAAACGAGGCACCGGGGAAAGGCAGGAGCCUGUCAGGGCACGGGGGGGGGGCCCUGCGGGGAGGAGAACGGGGGCACCUCGUUAAAAAGGGGCAGCCUGUGAGCUGGGGGUGGUCUCGUGCCGUGGAUUUGCAAUCUGCUCCCUCUCGGCUUCUGCUCAUUACCGCCGCGCGCCCCUCGUGCGCGGCUGCGAGGUAAACAAGCGCCGUGAGCAGCGCUGCCCCUCGCGCGUCCCCUCCCUGCCGCCGGCGGGGGAAUGUGACAACCUGGCACCGGGAGCAGGCAUGAAAAGCGAUGCGAUCCGCUGCGCCGAGACCCGGGGAGAUCCAGUUACAGGAACGGGGCUAGAACAAAAGAGAUUUAGCCUCCAGGAUCAAUUCCUCUCCAUUUUCCCAGCUGUGCACGUGCGUGUGCGUGCACGCGCGUAAAAGCCUCCGUCCCCGCCGGUGAGCGCUGCCGAGCACCAGCUGGGCUCUCCUCGGAAGAGCUGCGGUGCUCAGAAACGCUUGUUUUUCCCAAAACGGGGAGAGCAGGGUGAUCCCCUGGGACGAAUCUAGAAAUAGCGAGGCCAGGCCGGGCUUUGCAACGCUUGAACACCAGCAGCAGAGCCAGGUGGCUGCCGGUUGCAGGAGCUGCAGCCCUUCCCCUGCUAAGAGCGCCGAGUCCGGAUUGUUCCCCACGGAUGCUGACACCUCCGCCCCUCCAUCACGGCCAGAAAAAACCCAACCCUUGAAAAGCAUUUUCUGCGACAUCCCGGCUGUGCCAACGUCGCAGGAACCAGGACCCCUCCAACCCGCAGCCGUGGGGCCGGGAAUUAGCGGGGUGCCACACGCUGGGAUGCUCGUCGCUCCUUUAGGGGGGAACUGGGCUCGUUUGCGGGGUUUUUUUUUGGCAUGGCGCCUUCUCCCAAAUGCCGCCGGGGAGGAGACGUGGAGAGCACAGAUGUGCAUCCCGAGCAUACCGCAACAAGGUUCCUGAUUUAAGGGCUGUGAUUAACCUCUUUCCGACGGUUGCUAACCAGGUGCAGGAUCGUAACGGGAAGAGGAGGAAGCUCAGCGAAAGCAGCCAGCUUUCCCCCGUCACCUGGAGCUGCACAUGGAUGCCAUUUUCUGCCUGGAAAUUUGAGUUGAGGAUUCGUGAACGGCGCAAAGGCACCCCUGUGUGUAGCCGUGCUGCCCCGUAGCUGCUUUCCGGAGCCCGUCUCCUCCUUCCCAGCUCGGGAUCCUGCAGACAAGGCAUUGCUGCGGCCCGAAUAUGGCACGAGGCUGCGGGGCAUCCAGCUUGGGUUGUGCGUGCAGGGGGGCCAAAGGGAAAUGGGACAGAAAAUCAGCCCGAUUCCCCCUCGCUUCGGCAGCAUCCGCCAGGCAGGCAGGGUGCCCAGGGCUCCUGCCUGCAGCUUUCUGCAGGACCUUGCUCUUUCAGGGGUGCGGGGAGGAGAGGAGCAGUUUUCUGUGGUUAGGCAUUAAAAGCGGGCACGUUGCGGCUUGUGUUUCGUCGUCAAAGGUCGAACUGUCCUCAAAGGUUAAACCCGGAGCUGGCAAACUGGCUAAUUUUUAGGAGACCUGACACAUUCAGGGCACACAUUCAGGGCAUGGUGUUGCUUGCACUGGUUUCAGCUCCUCUGCCCCGGUGCCGCCUUCCUGGCUCCGUUUUUGUGUGCGCCACCAGCGCCAUAUUUCACCCUUUCCCCCAAAAUACCGCCCUGGCAUCACAUUUGGGUUUUGAUCCCCUUCAAAGCUGGCCACUGGCCGGCCAAAUCCUGCACUGUUUCUCCCGGGGAACCUGCACAUGUGGGUGGGUGCUGCAGAGCUGGAGUCAGCCUCUGUGUGUUGCUGGGGGGGCUCAGCACCGCCUGUCCCCCCACGUGUGGCACAUCCAUGUCAACUUGCACAGCAGCUGAAGUCUGCCCCCCAUUUUUAGGACAUGCAAAGUGGUCAGAGCAGGGUGAGCCCGGCUCCUCCUCCCCUUGCCACCUCCCCAGCUCCUCCCCGCAGCCAAGACCUGGAUUUUCCGCUGGGUCUCCCCAGGCAGGGAGUGGUGGUUGUUGUGCUCCCAACACUUUGUAGAGUCAAGAGCUGUCGAGGCCCUCGGAGCAGGGCAAGAGCAAGGAGACAACGGGCCAGGGGAAAGGCAAAGAGGGCAACCGCCACGGUGGCGAGGCUACGGGCUUGGGAAAUGGGAGGAGACAGGGAAAUUUAUUAAAAACAAUUAAUAGCUGCUACAACCAAGGGUUUAAACUGAAACCAAAGCCUUAGGGAAAGAGGAAAUGAAGUGGCUUAAGAUUGUUAUUUUAUUGCUUAAUGUAUUUUUUUAAAUAUGAUAUGUUAAAUGCAAAUAAGCAUUCUUACAGAGCAGGAGAGGGAGGGAAUGGAAGACAUGCCGGGAAAAGUGAGUGGGAUCUAGGUUUUGCAUCGUUCGCUGAAUUACUGGCAGGUCUUUUGUAACAUCUGUUAAAAAUAAAACAAACAUUCAUUUCCAUUUCUCACUGCCUGAGAUGGCUUCUGCAAAAAAUUUCAACCUGUCCAGGAAUUUGUCUUGAAUGUUGCCCUCCCUCUCCUCACGCCUCCUCUUCUCCAGGGGAGAUUUCCUUCCUGCACUUCCCAGGGGCUCCAUUAGCCCCACAUUAAAGCCUUUUUACUUUGCUCUAAAACUCUCCAUCGAAGUAAAAGGAAUUCUAAUAAACCGCUGGGAAGACUCGGCUAUUCACUCUUUCCAUGGAAACACGGCGCUGCCUCGGAGCAGAGCUCCUCUCCACGGAGCCUGGGUCACGGCGGGAGGAGGCCGAGGAGGGAUGGAGAGAUGGUUUCCAUUAUAAGAGACCUUUUGAGGGAAAUAAUCGCCGCUCUCCCACCACGGAAAGCCUUCGAGAUGAGGGGUUUCGGCAUGCCGAGGGAGCACAACGGUGUUGGAGUGGUCGUGGCGUGCAGCAGCGAUGUGCUGGGCACCCAGAAACUCAUUAGAACACCAGAGGAGCAGAAAGCCAAGCUCCUGAUUCCUCUCCCAACGGCAGGGACAAGCUUGGGGGCGGACAAAACUGCUGGGAGGUUUGGGAUGGGGACAUGGAGACAGCAAGGGGAUGGUGUGGCUGGGGGGACACUGGCAGACUUGGUGGCUCCUUGACUAGGGCGAUGCUGCUGCACGCUGGCGAACAUCAUGGCAGUGCAGGCACCAGGACAAUGUGUUUUUCCAGGCCCCAAAAGCCUGAGUGUAAUGGGAGCAGCUCGGGAGGGAGGGAAAAGGGUCUCAUGGCUUCAUCCCAAGCACCAGGCCGUGCCAGUGUGCGGAGCAAGGUGCCGUUGCACCCCUGAGUGACCACGAUAUGAUGGAGCUGGAGCAUCCUUGUAGGUGCAACCGUCCCGAGAGCUACCACGCUGCGAGAUGAAGGGUUUUUUUUUUUCGAAACGCCGGGAAGCUCAUUAGAAAUAGCCCGAAGGGCGAAGUUAGGAGAUGGAAAUCCAUCGGAUCUGCUCGGAGCUGGUGCGUGGCGCUGGGUGAGAGCUGGAGGAGGGGACGCGGGGUCCCCGCGCACCGGGAGCCAAGAGCUGGGGGCGCAGGGCACAGUCCCAGCACCGGGUGGUGGGAACCAAGAGCUGGCUGCAGGGGCUCGGAUGGUGGAGAGCAACCAAACGCAUCCCACAUGGAAGCCACAGAGCUGCAGGGCCAACGGAGCCCAGCAGGGCCAGGGCUGGGACUCAUUUUUCCUACCGGGAGGAGGAGGAGGAGCGGGAGGAAGCCUUAUCUUUGUAGGUCGCCGUGGCGAGACACCGCCGGAGCCGGAGCGCCUUUGUUUUAGCAGCUCCAGAAAUGACAUGGCAAUGAGUCAUUAUUUUUUAGCCCCCGGCAGGGGGGUUGCUUCCAGGGAAGCCUCCGACUUUUCUUGGCAAGGUGAGCCCUGCCCUCCGCGCGUGCGGGCGGGCGCCGGGGAGAGGCUUUUCCGCGCCGCUCGUGCCGGCUCUGCAGGGCGAGAUUUGCUCCUCGGAGGCAGGCGCCAGAUGCGAGGGGCACGAGGGCCGUACCCGGCGCUCACGGCACGGGCUUUGUGCCGGAUUUUGUCAAAAAGAAACUUUCCCUUCGGCACAACCGCACAGCGGCAUCCUCCAGGAGCUCGGAGGGUUUAACGAGCGGCAUUAAUUGCUCUGGUAGGCGAUGGUCGGGCGCGGCGGGAUCAGGCCGAGGCAGACGCAGCGUGUCACGCACGUGAACAGGGACGACACUGGCACCGCCACCUCGGAAGGGCUGAGAAAUCCCGAAAUCGGCCUUUGUGAAACCGUCCGUCGCAGCCGCGGAGCUCCAGAGCUGCCGGAAAAAUCAUAGCGUGUAGCGCACAAAGCGUUCGGUGGCGAUUUCAUUUGCAUACGGGGCUUGUGGGGGCUUAUGGUUUCCACCUUACUCCUUGACACGGCGAAGCCAGGGUUUCAGAAACGUGAGGCUGAGAUUUUCCCGAAACCACGGGAUUCCAGUAGCCGGGGAUUUCAAACGUGACCCGGCUGCACAGGCUCGCUGAAUUGGCGGGACUGUGGUGUACAACUUCCAAAUCCUUCGGUCUCCUCUCCAUCCCACAGGAGCAGCUGGGGCUGCUGCCUGUUGGGUACAUCCCACCCUGGCUUUACUGGGUUCUACUGGGUUGUGCUGGGUUUUACUGGGUUUUACUGGGCUGGCAGGGUUGCGGUUGCAGCCCACAGUGCCGAAUGGUGGCGGUGCAAUUCCCUGUGAUGGCUUUGGGGUUGGUGGUUCUGGCGAUAAGCACCCAGUCCCCGGAGAGCCACGAGGUCCCAGCUUGCGUUCCCGUCCUGCGGAGAGGCACGCGUGGGCAGGCCGGGGUGGCCUCGAGCACGCUGUGGGGUUUGAGCUUUGGGGCUGGGGCUGGGGAGACGAGAGCAAGCGGUCUGCUUCGUCAGCCACAGGGUCCCCUUAGGAGGAUUUCGGUCUAUUUUGCAGCUUGAUCCACGGUAUCUGGAGUAAUUAACAGGGAAAAGAGAGGGCCUGGUUAUCCAUCCUUCAAGAGCAAGGGGUUGAACGGGAAGGCAGCACCUUGGAAGCGGAUCAAAUAGCUCUCCAGCCCCCCGCGUGCCGCGCUGCGCUAUCAAGGUGAACGGCUGUGCCUCAAUUAGAGCAGCGCAGCCCAGAGCAGGGCUGAGCGUUCGCACCCUUUUAGCCAGAGCAGGAGCACGCGGGGCUGCACCCCGGGGUGCUGGGGCCACCCACGCCGUGCUUACCCCCACCUGGGGUCCGUCCCCCUCUUCGCAUCUGCUCCGGGUUUUACUUCCCCUUUGGAAAUAAAGCAGCGUGCGGGGAAGGACGGCUCUUUGUUACGCUCUCCCUUUCCUCCCCAGCCUAAAAGCACCCCAAAAAAAGCAGUCCUGCCCAGCGACGAGCUGCCACCGACCCCAAAUCGGCCGGGCAGCGCACACCUAAAUCCCCGCAGAUGCGCGGUGCCGGCAGCCUGUAUUUUUCCUGUCGGUCGGCUGCAGCUGGCUGUGCUGCGCCGAGAGCUGCAGGAUCUAAUCUGGCUACUGUGUUCUGGAAGAGGAGGAGAGAGAGACAGCAGGAGAGAGAGGAGAGAGCAAGGAACAUCGCAGAUAACAAGCCCGCGCCAUGCAGUCCUUUCGAGAAAGGUGUGGUUUCCAUGGCAACCAGCAGAGCUACCAGCCGACUUCACAAGAUACAUCACGCCUGGAGAAUUACAGGCAUCAAAGUCAGGCAGGGCCGAACUGCGAGCGGCAGAGGCUGGUGGCGAAGGAGUACUACAGUCAGCAGCAACUGCCGUACUCGGGCUACGAGAACAGCGCCGUGGAGAAAUACCACCGGGGAAACAAGCAAUUAGCGGGGCAGCAGCUGCAAGGCAGGCCGGCCUUUUCCAAUUACGCCGUGCAGGAGAACAGCCCCUACCCGGCCCGCUAUUCGGGGGACGAGAGCCUGCAGGCGUGGGGCAGCCAGCCGCAAGCGCUGCCCGGCGGCGUGGCCAAGUAUGAGGACAGCCUGAUGAAGAAGACGGCGGCGCCGGCAGGCGGGCGGCCCUACCACGAGCCGGCGGCGGCGACCCCGCUGCCCUUCCGGACUCACUUCCAGCAGCAGCAGCAGCAGCAGCCGCCCGCGCUCCCCUACCCCAAGCUGCAGCGGCAGAAGCUGCCCAACGACGUCUCCUCGCCCAUGCCCUUCCCGCAGAGCCCCCAUUUCGGGCAGCACUCGCAGUCCUUCCCCGCCUCCUCCACCUACUCCUCGGUGCCGGGGGGCAGCCAGCCGGCGCACUCCUACAAGAGCUGCACGGCGCCCUCGGGGCAGCCACCGCUGGAGCGGCCCCUGGGCAGCGCCGCCAGCCUGGCCCCCGGCCCCCGCGUGCCCAACCUGCACGGCUACCAGCCCAACCGCAUCGGCUACGAGCAGCCCCCACAGCCGCCGCCGCAGCCCCCGCAGCCCCCGCCGCCGCCGCAGCCCCCGCAGCCUCCCCAGCCCCAGCCUCAGCCCUUGCAGGGGAGGCAUCACGCCCCGGAGACCCUCCACUACCAAAACCUGGCCAAGUACCAGCAUUACAACCAGCCGGGGCAGACCUACUGCCAGGGCGACGCGCCGCCCGUCCGGACGCCGGAGCAGUACUACCAGACCUUCAGCCCCAGUGCCAGCCACUCGCCGGCACGCUCCGUCGGCCGGUCGCCGUCCUACAGCUCCACGCCGUCCCCGCUGAUGCCCAACCUGGAGAACUUCCAGUACAGCCAGCAGCCGCUGAGCGCCGGCGCCUUCCCGGCCGGCAUCGCCGACCACAGCCAUUUCAUGCCGCUGCUGAACCCCUCUCCCACCGACGGGACAAGCCCGGAUGCUCAGUCCGGGAACUGCAAGAACCUGCCGAAGGAGAAGCUGCCCGAAAACCUGCUGUCGGACCUGAGCCUGCAGAGCCUGACGGCGCUCACCUCCCAGGUGGAGAACAUCUCCAACACCGUCCAGCAGCUGCUGCUCUCCAAAUCGGCCGUGCCCCAGAAAAAAGGCAUCAAGACCCCGGCGAGGACCCCCGAGCAGCUCAAAGGGCAGCACUGCAGUCCCGAGAGCAGCACGUACUCUACUGAGCAGGUCGGGACGCCCCUGUCCGACCCGCUCAGCACCCCGCAGUCCGUCCACGCCGAGACGCAGGACGCCGACUAUCUCAGCGGCUCAGAGGACCAGCUGGAGAGGAGCUUCCUGUACUGCAACCAGAACCGCAGCCCUGCCCGCGUCAACAGCAACUCCAAGGCGAAGCCCGAGUCUGUGUCCACCUGCUCCGUGACCUCCCCGGACGACAUGUCCACCAAAUCGGACGAUUCCUUCCAGAGCAUCCAUGCCAGCCUGCCCCUGGAGACCUUCACCAAGUAUGUGACCAACGAGCGGGACUGUCCCCGGCUGCUCCUCAGCGCGCUGUCCCAGGAGGAGCUGGCCUCCGAGAUCAUCGUCCUGCAGGACGCCAUCAGCGAGAAGGGGGACAAAGCCUGGGCCAACUCGCCCCUCUUGAGCAAGGAGGCCACCAAGUCCCCCUUCCAGCUGGAGAACCACCGGCCGUGCCUGGACUCCAUGGUGAAGGGCGCGUGGCCCAGCCAGGGUGACUCCAGCACCCUCACUGAGCCCCUCAAGCUGGACAAGGCUUCGGGGGGCAGCGUGGGGAAGGACUUUGGUGAGGAGGUGUAUGAGGGUCCCCAGGUGGAGUUUGCGGCCACCGAGACCAAGGACUCGCUCAAGGAUGCGGCCCCGCUGGCGUUCAAUUCCAAGCCCAGCAUCCCAGCUGCAACUUCCAGUGCGGGGGCCUCCAGCUUCAGCUGCUACUCGAACACCACGGCCAACUCAGUGGACUCUGAAAACGCCAUGGAGCACUUCGAGUGGCCGGAGGAGAGCCUGGGUGAGGCGUGCCUCAGGUGGAAGGAGCUGGGGUCGGGCCUGCAAGCCUCCGACCUCCCCAAGGGCUUGUUCCCCAGCAAAAUGGUGGGGUCAUGCAAGGAGAAAAAAAAUGCCUGCAGCUUGGAUCUGUGCGACGGCGAGCAGCCGGCCAAGAGCGAGCCGGCCCGGGACUUUGCCCAGCAGGCGAUGGAGGAAGAAGAGGAGGAGACGCUGACCUACGAUGAGGCCACGAAGGCAGACAGCGAGAGGUGGCUGCAGGACACCCGGCACUGCUGCUCGGCCGGGGACUUUGGUGAGAUCCCCAUGAUCUCGUCGCCGGAGCUGAAGGAGUCGGACCUGGAGGCAGAGGAGUACUCCUCGCUCUGCGAGCUGGCGGGUGCGGAGCAGAAGUCGGUGCCCUACGACGCCUCGCCGCCCAAGCUCCCGGAGAUGCCCGCCGUGCUGUCUGCCAGCGAGGUGCCCGUGUCCGCCGAGGAGACCGUCAGCACGGUGGAGAAGGAGGGCUCAGCACCCUCGGCACGGCUCUCCGGCCAGUCCGUCAUCCUGCUGGGACCUGCGGUGGGCACGGAGACCAAGGUGAAGAGCUGGUUCAAGUCCUCCCUGCCCCACAUCCAGCCCGAGGAGAGUGACGGAGGGGAGAAGCCUCACCCGGAGGUGGCAGACUCCGAACCCUUGAAGAAGCAGCUGGUGCCCGAAACCAUGCUGGGGAAGAUGGAGCCUGUCUCACGGGGCAAGAGCCUCCGCAACAAGAGGGUCCACUGCCGGCUGCCGGAGGGGGACAGUGCUGGCAGCGCGGUGCCGAGCCCCUUCGAUGAGCUGCCAGUGGCGUGCAUCAGGCCGGACGGGCAGGUGGAGAUGCCGAGCAAGAAUGCCCACAGCCAGACGCCCAGGUUUGCAGCGGAGGGCUUGCCAGCACGCAUGUGCACCCGCUCCUUCACUGCCCUCGCCGAGCCCCGCACCCCGGCCCCGCUGGAGGGGCUGAAGGUGCCAGUGCACCAGGAGAAGCUGGGGAAGAAGCCGGCCUGUGGGGUGAAGCAGCGGGUGGCUUUCAAAGCCAGGAAGCGCAGCGGCCGGCCAGCCCCUAAAGUGGUCCAAAACACCGGUGGCGAUGCCACCCUCCUGGUGCCCAGCUUGGUGCCGGCUGAGGAGGCAGCGGGGCCAACGCCGCCAGAGGGGGAUGCGGUGGAUGUUGGGGAGAGGGACCAGCGGUCGAUGAUCCUGCGCUCCCGGACGAAGACGCAAGAGGUUUUCUACACCAAGAGGCGGCGGGGCAAGCGGGCGGCGGAUGUGCGGCUGAAGAACUGCAAGGCACCCAAAAAGCUCAUCUCCAACAACCACCUCCCGCCCGCCUUCAAGCUGGCCCCCCCGGGCAGUCCCCACAAGGAGGGCAAGGUGGGUGCCCGGAUGAAGCUGCCCAAAGCGGGGCCGGGAGUGGGCGGCAAGAUGUCUGAGCGGCCCCUGCACUCGCUGAAGAGGAAGUCCACCUUCAUCUCCCCCAUCCCCGCCAAGAAGAGGAACCUGGUUCUGCGGAGCAACAGCGGCGGCAUGAAGGAGGAGAAGCCCGAGGGUCCCCCCAGCCUCUUCAAGAAGAUGCCUGUGGCCAAGAAGGUGAAAGCUAAGCUGCCCCCCAAGAGCCCCGGUGAAGCCAUCCCGAAACCCCCCCUGCCAAAGGAGGCCCCUGACGUCUGCAUCAAGAUCACCUCCCGGGCGGCCUUCCAGGAGGCUACCAAGACCAAAGUGCUGCCUCCCCGCAAGGGCCGCGGCCUCAAGCUGGAGGCCAUCGUGCAGAAGAUCACCUCGCCCAACCUGAAGAAGUUCGCCUGCAAGCCGGCAGCCACGGCAGCAGCGGCAGCGGUGGCAGCGACGGCAGCGGCCACUUACGGCACCUCCCUGGGCCCAGCGGGGGCAGACCGGGAGCGGGCGGUGAAGCACGGCGGCGUGGCCCUGGCGGUGGGCGACGCACGGUUGCCCAAACCGGCAGCAGCGCAGAAAGCACCCACAGCACCGUCAGCUGAGCAGUUCUGCCGAAACCCCCACGGUAGAGCGCUGAAGGGGAAGCCGGGGAGCGGGAAGAAACUCUCCGCCGACGGCUUCCAGGGUGAGACCUGUGUGCCGGCCAUGGUGGCACAGCCCGGCUCGGCGGUGGUGGCCAAGAACAUGGCACUGCUGCCCAAGAAGAGGAACCGCAAGGGCAAAGCGGCAGCGCUGGGCAUGGCCAAGGCACCCCUGGGCCCCGCGCUGCCGCUGCCGCCCCGCGAGCGGGCAGCCGGGCCGGGCGGCGGGGACGAGGCACUGCGGGAGGGCAAGAAACCAAAGAGCGAGGAGAAGGAGGCGGGGGGUGGCGAGGGCCUCGAGGGACGUGCGGCGGGCGGGCCGGCACGAGGGCCGAAGCCGCGGGCCAACCACGCCAACUACAAUGGCUACUCCAAGCGGCAGCGGAAGCGUCUGGCCCACGGCAAGGCCAAGGCGGUGCCGUCGCGGUGCAAGAGCCGGGGCAAGCGGCGGCGGCAAGCCCAGCAAGCGCCGCUGCUGCACCCCGCCGAGCCCGAGAUCCGCCUCAAGUACAUCUCCUGCAAGCGGCUGCGGGCCGACAGCCGGGCCCCCCCCUUCGCGCCUUACGUCCGCGUGGAGCGGCGCGGCGAGUUCACCACCGCCUGCACCGUCGUCAACUCGCCCGGUGACGAGGCCCGGCUGCAGCGGGGGCCCGCCGGCACGGCGCCGCGGCCGCGGGCGGCACUGCCCGCCUCGUCCACCAUGCACCUGGGGCCCGUGGUGUCAAAGGCGCUGAGCGCCGCCUGCCUGGUCUGCUGCCUGUGCCGAAACCCUGCCAACUACAAGGACUUGGGGGACCUGUGCGGGCCCUACUACCCCGAGGACUGCCUGCCCAAGAAGAAGUCGCGUCUGAAGGAGAAGGCGCGGGUGGAGGGCGAGGAGGCCGGCGCGGCGGAGCGCGGCCCAAAAGGGACGGAGAGCAGCUGGGCGGCCGGCGGCAAGCCACCGAGGCCGGAGGGUGCCGCCGAGGCCGCCAAGCAGAGCUCGCUCCGCUCCAGCCCCCGGGGCAUGUUUCGCAGGCUGCAGAGCUGCUACUGCUGUGACGAGAGGACAGAGGGCGAGGAGGCGGCCGAAAAGCCCCGGAGGCACGAAUGUAACAAAGCUGAGUCCCCGCCGCAGGAGCCGGCGGGCGACACGCAGGAGCACUGGCUGCACGAGGCCUGUGCCAUAUGGACCGCUGGGGUUUUCCUGGUGGCGGGGAAGCUCUACGGGCUGCAGGAGGCCAUCAAGGUGGCUGCCGACGUGAAGUGCUCGAGCUGCCAGCAAGCGGGCGCCACGGUGGGCUGCUGCCAGAAGGGGUGUCCCCACACCUACCACUAUGCGUGUGCCAUUGACACAGGUUGCUUACUAACCGAAGAGAGCUUCUCUCUGCGAUGUCCCAAACAUAAGAGGCAGCCCGUGUAGCGGCGCGGGAGGCGCAACGGCCCCCGCCAC
Cygnus olor (mute swan) is the source of this 13663-nucleotide messenger RNA. It is a transcript of the gene RAI1, whose product is annotated as retinoic acid induced 1. Gene Ontology annotation, cellular component: nucleus. The transcript has 6 exons. The record is from RefSeq and is a predicted model, not a curated record. Gene Ontology annotation, biological process: regulation of transcription by RNA polymerase II; circadian regulation of gene expression. Bases 7916 to 13633 code for a protein of 1905 amino acids. NCBI's taxonomy places the organism in Eukaryota, Metazoa, Chordata, Aves, Anseriformes, Anatidae.